Monodelphis domestica (gray short-tailed opossum) is the source of this 787-nucleotide messenger RNA. Lineage: Eukaryota; Metazoa; Chordata; Mammalia; Didelphimorphia; Didelphidae. The record is from RefSeq and is a predicted model, not a curated record.
AUGUUACCUUGCAACCAACCUGAUGAUGACGUUUUCUUAAUUUUAGCCAGCUCAGUCCUUAAACGUCAGGCAUACCAGAAGUAUUUCCGACUGGAUCCAUCCUUUGAAUUACUAUCAACUAAGAAUAAGAUUAUCCAAGAGGAAAUAGUGAAUAAGCACAAUGACCUGAGAGCAAAUGUCUCACCUCCUGCAAGAAACAUGUUAAAGAUGAAAUGGAACCCAGAAGCACAAGAAUUGGCCCAGUCCCGGGAAAAUGGUGAAAAUCUCUUUAUGUCAACUAUUCCCAUAGAAUGGCCAAAGGUUAUCCAAGAUUGGUAUGAUGAAGUUUCAAAUUUUGAUUACGAAAAAGGACGAACUAACCCAAAAGGACAAAUUGAACAUUAUUCACAGAUAGUGUGGUAUUCAUCUUUCAAAGUUAUAUGUGCAAUGGCCCAUUGCCCUGAUGUGUCUUUCUGGUACUAUUAUGUUUACCAAUACUGCCCAGGUGGAAAUUACAGGCCUGAUUACUUUUAUGAAAUAAGAGCAUCUUGUGACAAGUGCCCAGAUUCCUGUAGUAACAACCUGUGCACCCAUCCCUGUCUAUACACCAAUAAAUUUGCAAACUGUGAAGACCUGAAAAAUCAAGUUUCCUGCCAACAUGAAUUUGUCAAGAACAACUAUAAGGUUACCUGUCAGUGACCCAAUCAAAUCUAUUAAAAUUUGAUUCCAUCAAUAUAGAUAACUGGAACAAAGUAAUAAUAGUAAUGGUUAUUUAAAAAUUGUAAUAUACUUGCAGUGAAGCUGUAAG